AUGACUUAUCUGGUAUUUGUUUAUGAAAAUAAGAAAUUAUAUUUACAAAGUAUUUCUAAAAAAGCAUGUGAAAUAUUUGGUUGGGAUUAAUUGUAAUUUUCUUAAUUAAAAGAUGCAAAUGUACUUCUUCCAAAUUGUAUUAGAGAAACUCAUGAUUAAGAAAUUGAUAAAUUUUUAUAAACAGGAAAAGGAUUAUAUUUUAGAACAAAGGGAAUAAAUUUUUGUUAAUGUAAAACUGGAUAUUUGUAACCAAUCCAUUUUUUUUAUGAUAUCCAAUUCGAUUAAAAAUCUUUUUUUUAAUUUAUUUCUUUUAUUUAAAAGCUUGAAACUCCUUUAGCAAUUUUGGUAGUUGAUGAGAAUGCAAAAAUCUAAGGAGUUAGUAAAGAUUUUUUUAAAAUGAUGAAUUUCUCAUAAUUAGUGACGGAUGCAUUUUAAAUUGAAAAAUUACUAUAUGGUUUACCAUCUUCAUUAUUUUUUUAACUAACUUAAUUUACAACAGAAUCUGCAACAAAAUCAAUAAUUACUUUUCCAAAUGAAGAAUAAUGUUUUCAAAUGUAAAGUUAAAGUUUAGCAUAAAAAAUAAAUAUAUGUAAAUAAAGACAUUCUUAAAAUCUUUUUGAAGUAUAAGGUGACAUUUAAAUAAGAAAAACAUAUAGUAUUAUUAGAAUUUAUAGAAUGAUGGAAUGUGAACCUUCAAUUUAAACUUAAAAACAAAUAGAAUAUUAUAAUUCUGGCGAAUUACCAUCUUUAAUAAACGAUGAAGAUGCUGUAAUUAGUCCAUAUGAUGAAUGUUUCUAAUUUUUUUCUCCUUUAAAUGAAAAUCAUUAAAAUCAUUCAAACUAAUACUUUUUAAGAUCAACAUAGAAAUAGAGCACAAAGAAAAUAUUAUUGAUUGAAUCAAAUAUUUAAAAUAGUCUCUCAUAAUUAGUAGAAAAUGAAUAAUAAACAAUUAAAAUGUUAGGAAAUAUUUACUCUAAUUAAUAAGAAGAUGAUACAGUUUCAUUUUAAUAAGAAGCAUAAUCAAAUGCAUCUUAUGAAGAAUUAAGAAAGUCUCGUUUCUAUAAAAAAUACUGUCUAUAUCAUACUGUAGUAAAUUCUGAUGGAACAUAACCUCAUAUUCUUAAAUCAGCAAUUAAUUUACUUAUGGUUUUGUUUGUCAUUUUGAUAUUUAUUGUAUUGGUAUUAUUAUUUAAAUAUAUUUAGUUUUCGAUUUUAAAGGCAUAUGAUCUUUAGAAAGUAACAUUGUAUUAUGACUAAAUUCAAAUAAAUCAUUUUUUUAUAGAGCCAAUACAUAAAUUUUUUUUAGCAAGAUUUACAGUUUAAGAUUACUUCUUUCUCAGAUAUUAAAAUAAGAUUUCUGAGGCUGAAAAUCAAUUUUAUCAAUCCUUUUCUUUAGCAAAUAUUAUUAGAGAAUAUUAAGUUAUGCGUAUUAAUUUUUAAGAACAUUUUUAGUAAGAGAAAUUUCAAUAAUACUUAUUUAAUUAAUUUAUGGUUGUUAAAUAACAAACUCUCCAUUAUAAUCCUAUAAAUACAUCAAAUUAUAAUAUUACAGUGUAAUCAGCUUUUUCUUUAUUAUUAGAUGCAUUUUAUAAAUAAUAAUUAAUUUAUGUGAAUUAAUUUAAUGUUAACAUUUAAGGAGUAGCACCACAUUAAACAUUUUAAUACUUAAAUUAUAUCAAAUUCAUAACUAUUUUUGAUGAUAUCUCAAAUGAUAUAUAUUAUCAAUUUUUGAAUUAAACGAAAGCUACCCAAAAUUUAUGGAUAUUCCUUUGUUUUCCAACAUAAAUGAUUUCAAUAAUUUUUCUUAUUGGAUCUUUGCUUUACCUUAAACACUUUAAAAAAAUUAUAGAUAGAUUUAUUAAUCUAAGAUCGUAUACUGAUCUCUCAAGUAUAAGUAAAGAUUUGAAAAGACUUUCUUUUUUAAUCAAUCAUCUCAAAUCAGACUCAGAUAUGAUCUACAAAUAUAGAUUUAAUUUAAAUGCAAAAGAAUCUAUGAUAAUGGAAAAGAUGAGAGGCAAAAAUAAUGUUAAAGAUGAAUCCUUAUAUCAUAAAUCAACUCCAAUAUUAAAGUUAAUUCUCAGUUAUUUUAUUAUAUUUAUUACUUGUGCUGGAAUUGUAUUGACUUUAACCCUUAUCAUAACAUCAUUUUAUUAACUAUUUCCUAAAACAUUAAAUUAUUUUAAAUUAUUCUCUGAUAUUGGAGUCUAUAUACCAGCAGCAUUUUCACAGAAAGAACUUUUAUACUUUUGGAAUAGAUUUUAAUUCUUUACACCAGAAGAUAGAGUUUAAAUUAUGGAAUAAGUAUCAAUAGGUAUUUAGAAAAUUAAUUCUUUUAUAUCAACUGAUGUUAAAUUAGAUGAUUUUCAAUUUUCCAAUGAUUUUUUAGCUUAUUUUCAAAAAAUUGGUGAAACAAAUUUAUGCCCAUUAUUAAAUGAAGUAUAUAUUCAUAUUUAUUUUACAGAGUAAUUAUGUUGAAUUUGAUUACUUUUGUGAAAAUUCAAAAAAUGGUAUUUUGAAGAGAGGUCUAUUACCAACUUUAAGUGAUUUUAAUUAUUAAUUAAAAUAUGAAUUAGAUACUGGAUUAGUUAAUAGAACUAUAGUUCCAAUCGAAGAAUUAGAAGCAGUUUAUCUCUGUUCAGAGGUAAUAAGUUCAUUAUGCGAUUAAAUGUUAUAAGAUAUUGUAGAUCAAAUAAAUAAAUUAGAUAACAUAUUAAAUGUAAUUUCUAUAAUUAUUUCUAGUGGUUAUUAACCUCUGCUUUUAUAUUACUUGUUUUAGCAUGUUUAGUUGUUUUAUUUAAAUUCUAUCCUAACAUGAAAAAUAAAUUAAGAUAUGUGAGAAAAAUUACAUAAGUUUUUCCAUAAGAUACAAUGUUUUUGAAUGAUUAUUUGGAAAGAGAGCUCAGAAAAAUAUUAAUUACAGAUUAAAUUUUUUGA
Paramecium sonneborni is the source of this 2934-nucleotide messenger RNA. The record is from the annotation of a GenBank genome assembly. NCBI's taxonomy places the organism in Eukaryota, Ciliophora, Oligohymenophorea, Peniculida, Parameciidae.